This is a messenger RNA of Gossypium raimondii (Peruvian cotton), 1167 nucleotides long. RefSeq lists its product as hypothetical. NCBI's taxonomy places the organism in Eukaryota, Viridiplantae, Streptophyta, Magnoliopsida, Malvales, Malvaceae. The transcript has a single exon. The coding region runs from base 308 to 1000 and encodes 230 amino acids. The record is from RefSeq and is a predicted model, not a curated record.
ACAUUAACCCUAAAAUUUUUAAGACAAUGGAAAAGGUCAAAAAAGACUAUUCCUUUAUUCCUUUCUAUCAAUUUGGGAUUGAAAAUUUCCAUUUAUUUGGUUGUUUCGUGAAGGAAAUUAAUCAUUUGCGGACUAACAAAAUCAUCUGAUCUUGAGGUGGAAACAAUAAAGUUGGCUGCUUUUUGAGUUCGUAUGAGGUGGGUCUGAAUUUGGAUUUAGUGUUUGGAUUGAAGGAAAAUUGAUAAGAGUUUCAAAUUUCCUUUCGUUUUUUUCUCUUUUCAAUUUAAAAUUCUGGGUUUGAUUUCAAAUGGUCAAUUUCCUUAGCUCAAUCUCAGUCUGCAACUCCGUUGACCAGGCUUCAAUCAUGGCAAAUUCCGUGAAUUCAAAUGAUUUUCUGAUGAACUCCAAAUCAUCAUCGUCAAGGAAACAAAAGGUAUCCACCAAUUCACCAAGUUGUUUAAAAAUUCCUUCUUGUGAAAGAUCAAGAUCUGCUGCCAUUGAUGUAUUCAUCUUAAUUGCUGUGAUUGCUGCUUGUGGAUUCUUGUUGUUCCCAACUAUCAAGUGUAUGUCUUUGAAACUCAUUGAAUUGAUUGAAGCAGCCUUUUAUUUGUUUAAAGAGGAAAUUGUGAGAACUCCAAUGAUAUAUGCAUCUAUAGGACUAGGUUUUUCUUGUGCUGCCAUAGCUACUUGGAUUUUGCUUCUAUGUACAAAUAGGAAAUGCAGGAACCCUAAUUGUAGAGGUCUUAGGAAAGCGGCUGAAUUCGAUAUCCAAUUGGAAACCGAAGAGUGUGUUAAGAACUCCAACACUUUGGUUAAAGACGGUGCUAAAAGAGGGCUCUUCGAGUUGCCCCCGGAUCAUCAUAAGGAAUUAGAAACCGAGUUAAAGAAGAUGGCGCCGGUUAACGGAAGAGCAGUGCUCGUGUUUCAAGCUCGGUGUGGAUGUUCUGUUGGUAGAUUGGAAGUUCCGGGGACGAAGAAGCAAAGAAAGGUCAAGAAGUAGGAUUUGAUAGAAACAUGAAUUAAAAGCAAAUACAGAAAACUAGUCAUAAUGCAGAGAGGAGAGUGCCUUCUCUGGUUAGUUUAAAUAAGCUCUUAUGGCUAUAAGUUGUAAGGAUUAUAUACAAUUGAUUAUAGUGGAGAAUAUAAUAAUCUUUUCUUUUAUGAUAA